This is a messenger RNA of Elgaria multicarinata webbii, 1002 nucleotides long. RefSeq names its product olfactory receptor 8S1-like. Gene Ontology annotation, biological process: G protein-coupled receptor signaling pathway. The transcript has a single exon. Gene Ontology annotation, molecular function: olfactory receptor activity; odorant binding; G protein-coupled receptor activity. The record is from RefSeq and is a predicted model, not a curated record. The coding region runs from base 34 to 1002 and encodes 322 amino acids. Lineage: Eukaryota; Metazoa; Chordata; Lepidosauria; Squamata; Anguidae. Gene Ontology annotation, cellular component: membrane.
UCAUAUCAAGCUUAAUCAAAUUCUCCUUUAUUUAUGCCUCUUUUAGACUUGUUGAACAAAGCCUGCAUGGAAAAUCAAACUAUAAUAACAGAGUUUAUACUCUUGGGACUCUCCAGUGAUCCACAGCUACAACUGUUUCUCUUCCUGUUGUUUCUAAUAAUAUAUGUUGUUACAUUAUUGGGGAACACAGUGAUCAUGCUGGUGAUUAGGCUCGAGUUCAUCCUUCACACCCCUAUGUUCUUCUUCCUCAAUCAUUUAGCUUUUGUAGACAUCUGCUAUUCAUCUGUCACUCUCCCCAAAAUGCUGAGAAACCUCAUAACAUCGCAGAAAACUAUUUCCUGGGAAGGCUGCAUUGCGCAGAUCUUCUUUUUUUUCCAGGCUGCUUGCGUCGAAGUAUUCAUUCUCUCAGCAAUGGCUUAUGACCGAUAUGUUGCUAUAUGUGACCCACUACACUAUACCACAAUCAUGAAAAAAGAAAUCUGCAGACAACUGGUGGGUGGAGCCUGGAUUAUGGGCUUCUUGUAUGGUGUGGCGAAUGCACUACCCUUGGUGAAUUUGCAUUUUUGCCGAAACAAUAAAAUCAACCACUAUAGCUGUGAAAUUCCUUCCCUUCUCCCCUUGUCUUGUGAUGCAACUGUCACCAACUAUGUUGUACUUCUUGCCUCUAGUUUUCUCUUUGGCUUAACCUCGUUCCUCCUCACCCUUGUCUCCUAUAUUUACAUCAUUGUCACCAUUCUGAAGAUUCAUUCGGCAGAAGGAAGAAGCAAAGCCUUCUCUACCUGCAGUUCCCACCUCAUUGUUGUGGUUUUGUUUUAUGGAACUGGUUAUUUCCGUUAUCUGAGACCCAACUCAUCCUCUUCAGUGGUUAUUGAUCAAAUCUUUUCCAUCCAAUAUAGCAUUUCUACACCCAUGUUAAACCCUAUUAUCUACAGCCUGAAGACUAAAGAGGUGAAGGAAGCCAUUAAGAAACUAGUGAGACAAAAUAUCCAUUACUCAUGUUGA